UCCACUGUGCCGCCACUGUUUAAUUGAUAACAUUGCACAUUUGCUUGCAAGUGUCCCCUGUCAUUGGUUCAUUUCAACAAAUAGGUAAAAGGGAUUUGUGUUCACUACUGCCACGGGAAUGUAAAGAACUGUAUUGUCACAAUCUAGCAAAUGUUAGUGCAAAAACAAAACUCUUCCCUCAUUUCAUGUACAAAAACUUUUAUCUCUGUCCAGAAUCACGUCAACCUGGUGCACAGAAAGGGGAAAACGAAAGUCUGCUCGCACCCAGGUUGUGGGAAGAGGUUUUAUUUAUCAAAUCACCUGCGGAGACACAUGAUCAUUCACUCAGGAGUGCGAGAUUUUAUUUGUGAAACUUGUGGGAAAUCAUUCAAAAGGAAGAAUCAUCUUGAAGUCCAUCGAAGGACACACACUGGGGAAACACCGCUCCAGUGUGAAAUCUGUGGAUAUCAGUGUCGACAGAGAGCUUCACUAAACUGGCACAUGAAGAAACACGACACGGAGAUACAGUACAACUUCACCUGUGAAUACUGUGGCAAGAAGUUUGAGAAAAUGGACAGUGUCAAAUUUCACAAGUUAAAAAGUCACCCUGAGUGUCAGACCAUGUGACUUGACAUUGCUGGCCUUGUACUGUUGUAGCAAGAGGCAUAUGCACGAAUCCUCCGCGACAAGGCGUAACAUUUGUGCAAGCACUGUUUAUUCAAACAUAAAAUUCUAUAUUUUCAGCUUCUCUAUAUUAAAUAUUUUCAAAUUGU
This is a messenger RNA of Amblyraja radiata (thorny skate), 752 nucleotides long. RefSeq names its product zinc finger protein 653-like. The record is from RefSeq and is a predicted model, not a curated record. NCBI's taxonomy places the organism in Eukaryota, Metazoa, Chordata, Chondrichthyes, Rajiformes, Rajidae. Gene Ontology annotation, molecular function: transcription coregulator activity. Gene Ontology annotation, biological process: regulation of transcription by RNA polymerase II. The transcript is spliced from 3 exons. Gene Ontology annotation, cellular component: nucleus. The coding region runs from base 151 to 606 and encodes 151 amino acids.